AUGGUUAUGGAGUGGAUGGAAAGUGAUUUAUGGACCUUGCGUUUAAGACAGAAUCUGUGUCCUUCCUUCCCAAAGAUUGUUGCGAAAUCGAUCCUCAAAGCAGUAAAAGUAUUUGAGGAUAUGGAUGGUCAAGGUCCUGCAGUCCAUACAGAUGUGAAUCCAAACAACAUCCUUGUUUCAAAUGUCGAGACAGAGUCUCCGAUUGUCAAAUUGGCUGACCUUGGCGGUAUGAUCACCUCUAGUACAUUUGAUGCUUUCCGAUUACAAGGCUUAUCCAUCCGGGCUCCUGAGAUAUGGAAGGGAGUAAAACCCACAACUGCUUGUGAUGUAUGGUCCGUUGGUGUCAGUCUGGCGCACUUUCUUGCUACUAGAGCGCUGUUUGGUAAUGUGGAUCAAAAUGCCCGAAUCACGUCAGUCUCUCUUGAGACAAAUCAAGCUGCAUGGGCAAUCGCCAAAAUUAUUCAGCUGAUAGGGCCCCUGUCCCGAGAUGAAAAUCCAAAAUAUACUGAGGAAUUUGAUCUUGCAGAAGCUCUGGUGGACAUGGGGAUAAUCAAAGUUGAAUCUCUACAUAAAGAGUUAACCAAGAUGAAUGUUCCGGAGGACUGCAUUGAGUUUAUCUCGUAUCUCUUGAAUCAAGAUUAUAAGAAACGGCCUACUGCAACGCAGGCGCUGCAACACCCGUGGCUUCGAAGCGUUGAGUCUUGCCCUUUGUCUUCAUCAGAAAACAAAAUAUCUCCCAGGAAUGCUCGUUCGACUUUGUAG
This is a messenger RNA of Uncinocarpus reesii 1704, 762 nucleotides long. RefSeq lists its product as uncharacterized. The transcript is spliced from 4 exons. Bases 1 to 762 code for a protein of 253 amino acids. Lineage: Eukaryota; Fungi; Ascomycota; Eurotiomycetes; Onygenales; Onygenaceae. Gene Ontology annotation, molecular function: ATP binding; protein serine/threonine kinase activity. Gene Ontology annotation, biological process: intracellular signal transduction; protein phosphorylation. The record is from RefSeq and is a predicted model, not a curated record. Gene Ontology annotation, cellular component: cytoplasm; nucleus.